AUGUCGGUGCCCCUCUCGUCGGCCUUCUUCGCCGGCGGCGUCCUCGUAGGAGCGACAGGCGCGUUCCUGCUCCGUCCUUCGCCCUCGCCUGCGCCGACCCAACCUAGCUCGCCUCCCCCACCGCCGCCCGGGGCGCCGCAGACGCUGGCGGGCCACAGCCUCAUCGACGCCUCCUCGCUGACGCUCACCGAUGCCGCGGGCCAGCCGGUGGUGCGCGCAGGCUCCGUGGGGCCGAUCGUGGACCUGCUCAGGAACACGGCCUACAUCUCGGCGUAUGACCGCCGUCUUCGCCACCCUGCGUGGACCGCCGAGCACCUGACCGCGGCCUCGUUUGCCCCGCCUGCAAGCGGCGGCGGCGACGGAGGAAGUGGCGGCGUGGACCGACGGUACAGCGUCUUCAAGGAGGACCCGCGGAUCCCGGAGCUGUUCCGUGCGCGCCUCGCCGACUACUUUCGCUCGGGCUACGACCGCGGCCACAUGGUGCCGGCCGCCGAUGCCAAGACGAGCCAGACGGCCAUGGACGAGACGUUUUUCCUCUCCAACAUUGCCCCCCAGGUCGGCGAGGGCUUUAACCGCGACUACUGGGCCCACCUCGAGGAUUUCACGCGCCGGCUCGCCAAGGCCAGUGCCGAUGGGCGCGCACCGCGGUGGAAGAACGUGUACGUGUUCACGGUCCCGCUCUACCUCCCGCGGUCCUACCUCGAGCCGGCGCCGACGGCGACGGGAGGCGGUAGUAGCAGCGCAGUCGACGAGCGCCGGGAGCGCUUCCGUGUCAGCUACGAAGUCAUUGGCUCGCCACCAUCGAUUAGCGUGCCCACGCACUUUGCCAAAGUCAUCUACGCCCUCCCUGCCUCGUCCUCCUCCUCGCUCCUUUCCCGAGGCGGCGGCGGCGUGCUCGGCGCAUUCGUGCUGCCGAAUGCGCGCAUCCCCAACGAGGUACCCCUGCGCCAGUUUCUCGUGCCUGUCGAGUCCGUCGAGCGCGCUGCGGGUCUCACGCUCUUUUCCGACGACGUCAAACGCGGUGCACGGCCGCUGUGCGACAGCGUCGAUUGCAGCAUCGUCGUACGCGAGUUCAACGACAUUCGCAAAAAGACGCUCUCGGCGCCGCCUCCCACGCCG
Molecule: messenger RNA, 1119 nt
Organism: Acaromyces ingoldii
Lineage: Eukaryota; Fungi; Basidiomycota; Exobasidiomycetes; Exobasidiales; Cryptobasidiaceae
Exons: 1
Biological process (GO): apoptotic DNA fragmentation
Cellular component (GO): mitochondrial inner membrane; nucleus
Molecular function (GO): single-stranded DNA endonuclease activity; nucleic acid binding; metal ion binding
Source: RefSeq, a predicted model, not a curated record